ACGGGCAAUAACAUGCGCAAGAAAGGCAUGCCCAAUCCGGACCAGCGCCAUUUCAACCUGGCCGUGGAGCUCUUGGCCGAGCUCGACGAUGGCUCUCGCGUUCCACUGGCCGUGCAUCAUUCAGGCCCCAUCAUCGUUCGCGCCAGCAACCCAGGCCAGUACGACAACGAGGGUGCCAACCAAUGGCGCCUGGGUCGGGGCGUGGCCAAUUCUGUUGUCCACCAUGGCAACGUGGGAAUCAACACGGACAAACCCACCGAAGCACUCAGCGUGCAUGGAAACAUCCGACUCACCGGCACGAUGCUGCAAACCUCCGAUUCGCGCGUCAAGGAGGACAUUCAGCCCGUGGACACGGCGGAACAGCUCGGCAACAUUCGACGCCUCGAGCUGCAACGAUACCGCCUUAAAGAUGCGUGGGCCGAUUCCAUCGGUCGCGCGGCCGACGACAGACAAGAAACGGGCGUUAUUGCUCAACAACUUGAGACAGUCCUGCCCGAUGCUGUUCGCCACACCGGU
Monosiga brevicollis MX1 is the source of this 516-nucleotide messenger RNA. RefSeq lists its product as uncharacterized. The record is from RefSeq and is a predicted model, not a curated record. The transcript has a single exon. The annotation marks the transcript as partial. Gene Ontology annotation, cellular component: endoplasmic reticulum membrane; nucleus. NCBI's taxonomy places the organism in Eukaryota, Choanoflagellata, Craspedida, Salpingoecidae. Gene Ontology annotation, molecular function: DNA-binding transcription factor activity; sequence-specific DNA binding. Gene Ontology annotation, biological process: protein autoprocessing; positive regulation of DNA-templated transcription.